AGAUUGGGGAGAGGCGCUUCCCAUUUGAAGGAAGACAGUCCUCAAGGAAGGAGCAUCUUUGUAAGCCACCAGGAGGAGACCCUGUGCAUCACAUCCACCACUGCUGGACCGCAGGAGACCAGGAGAUCUGACUCCACAGAGCUUCCAUAGAGCAGAUCCAUUCAUGUUGGAGUGAACCUGAAAAGUCAAAGGAAUGAAAAUUCGGCUCUACUUUGCAGUGACGGCACUAUGUGCUGCCCUGCUCUUAUCUUCUAUAGAGGCAGAAGUUGGGCCUCCUACAGAUCUAAAUUUCGAAAUAGUAAAUGAGAAUACUGUUCAAAUGUCAUGGCAAAGGCCAGCUGAGAGGAUAACAGGGUACAAGAUUACAAUUGUUCCAACAAUCGAUGGUCCUGCAAAAGAAUUGGAUCUUCCAGCUUCCGCAACCCAAACUGUGCUAACAGAACUUAUAACAGAUGUUGAAUAUGCUGUCACCAUACUUUCGUAUGAUGAAGUGGAGGAAAGUUUACCUGUGUUUGGCCAACUUACAAUUCAAACGGGAGGCCGUGUAACGACAGAAGAAAAGAAAGUUGUAACCACUGAUUUACCACGGUGUUCUAUUAGUGCUGUUGCUGAUGUAGUUUUUCUUGUGGAUGGCUCUUGGAGUGUGGGAAGAGCCAACUUCAAAUAUAUUCUUGACUUCAUGACUUCCUUGGUUUCGGCAUUUGACAUUGGUGAAGACAAGACAAGGGUUGGCGUUGUCCAGUACAGCUCUGAUACCAGGACAGAGUUUAACCUGAACAAAUAUUUUAAGAAGAAUGAGUUAUUGGCUGCAAUUAAGAGAAUACCUUACAAAGGAGGAAAUACAAUGACAGGUGAAGCCAUAGAUUACUUGAUAAGAAAUUCCUUUGUCCAAUCCGCUGGCUCCAGGAAAGGAUUUCCCAGAAUUGCAAUUAUUAUUACUGAUGGAAAAUCCCAAGAUGAAGUUGAAAUUCCUGCAAAGGAGCUUCAGAAUUUAGGAGUUGAAGUAUUCACAUUGGGAAUUAAGGCAGCCGAUGCAAAGGAACUGAAACAAAUGGCCUCCUUACCUUCUUUAAAGCACGUUUACAGUGUUUCCAAUUUUGAUAACAUAGACGAAGUGCAGAAUGAAAUCAUUGCUCAAGUUUGCUCUGGAGUUGAUGAUCAACUAAGUGAACUUAUUAGUGGAGAAGAAGCUGUGGAUCCUCCUUCAGACUUGAUGGUCAAAGAAAUAUCUUCCAAAUCCAUGAAGAUCACCUGGAGGCCUUCACCGAGCCAAAUCACAGGCUACAGAGUUCAACUUAUUCCAAUGUUGGCAGGAAGUAAACAACAAGCCUUGAAUGUUGGCCCUCAGACUACAAGCCUAACUCUGAAGGAUCUUUCCCCAGAUACAGAGUACCAGAUUAAUGUAUUUGCAAUGAAAGAACUCACAGCAAGUGAGCCAAUCUCAACAUUGGAAAAAACUCAGGCAACGAAAAUAAGAGUUGAGUGUUCUGGCGGUCAGGAUAUAAAAGCUGAUGUCGUCCUCCUUGUUGAUGGCUCCUAUAGUAUUGGAGUUGCAAAUUUUGCAAAAGUUAGAGCCUUCCUGGAAGUGCUAGUGAAAAGCUUUGACAUCUCACCCAGCAAAGUCCGGAUCAGUCUUGUACAGUACAGCCGGGAUCCAUAUACAGAAUUUGCAUUGAACAAGUUUGACUCAAUUGAAGAUAUUCUUCAUGCAAUUAAUACAUUUCCAUAUAGAGGGGGUUCUACUAACACUGGCAAGGCUAUGACUUUUGUCAGGGAAAAAGUGCUUGUUGAGAAUAAGGGCGCAAGAUCAGAUGUCCCAAGAGUCAUGAUACUGAUUACUGAUGGAAAGUCUUCAGAUGCGUUUAAAGACCCAGCUAUGAAGUUGAGAAACUCAGAUGUGGACAUUUUUGCUGUUGGUGUUAAAGAUGCAGUAAGAAGUGAACUGGAAGCAAUUGCUUCCCCACCUGCCGAUACCCAUGUCUACACAGUAGAAGAUUUUGAUGCUUUCCAAAGAAUUUCAUUUGAGCUAACCCAAUCAAUUUGUCUUCGCAUUGAACAGGAACUGGAAACAAUAAAAAGGAAAUCAUUAACUCCUGCUCAGAAUCUGGCAUUCUCUGAAGUUACAUCCAAGAGCUUCAGAGUAAGCUGGUCACCAGCAGCUGAAGAUGUUCUAUCCUACCUUGUCAAAUACAAAGUGGCUGUUGGUGGAGAAGAUAUCAUAUUGUCUGUUCCAGGCACAACAACCACCACUGUUCUUUCCAAUCUCCUUCCAGAGACCACUUAUGCUGUAACAGUUUUAGCAGAAUAUGAAGAAGGCCCGAGUCCUCCGUUGGAGGGGGAAGAAACAACUUUAGAAGUGAAAGGAGCCCCUCGAAACCUUAUAGUAAGCGAUGAGACCAUUGAUAGCUUUAAGGUGGGCUGGUUAUCAGCUCCUGGAAAUGUCUUGAGGUACAGGAUUGGAUAUCGUCCUGUUUCUGGGGGAGAACGAAAAGAAGUAACAGUCCCAGGAAAUGAAAGAGCAGUGACACUACAAAAUCUCUUGUCAGACACAAAGUACCAUGUAUCUGUCACACCUGAAUAUCGCUCAGGUCCAGGGAAGCCUUUACUAGGAAAUGGAGCUACUGAGGAAGUAUUAGGAGAGCCAAGAAAUCUGAAAGUUUAUGAUGCUACGACAUCUAGCUUGAGGUUGUCCUGGGAUGCAGCACCUGGCAAAGUUUUGCAGUACCUUGUGACAUACACACCAGCUGCAGGAGGGGAACCCAAAGAGGUUACUCUAAGAGGAACUGUAACUAAUACAAUGUUAAGAGAACUGGAUGCUGGUACAACAUAUUCCCUCUCUGUAAAUGCUUUAUAUGGAUCAGGAGCUGGCUCUGCCCUCAAUGGUGAAGGGAUUACUCUUGAUGAGCGUGGGUCACCUCGUGAUUUAGUGACUAAGGACAUUACAGACACUACAAUUGGAGCCUCAUGGACAGCAGCUCCAGGAAUGGUUCGAGGUUACCGAAUUUCAUGGAAAUCCUUGUUUGAUGAUGAAUCAGGAGAGAAGAACGUGCCUGGUGAUGUUACAAACACAGUGUUGGAUAACCUUACACCAGAGACAAAGUAUCAAAUCUCAGUUUUUGCUAAUUAUAAAAGCGGUGAGGGACCGCCACUUGAAGGAGAAGCUACAACAGAAGUAUCACUGGAUGCCAAGAAACUAAGAGUGACUGAUGAGACAGAAAAUACUAUGAAAGUGACUUGGACACCGGCUCCAGGGAAUGUGGUGAAUUACCGCGUUUUCUAUCGCCCACGAGCUGGUGGAAGACAAAUGGUUGCCAAAGUACCACCUUCAGUCACCACCACUGUAUUAAAGAAGCUUCAACCCAGGACCACGUAUGAUAUCACAGUUGUCCCAGUAUACAGAUCAGGGGAUGGAAAGGCAAGGCAAGGAGAGGGAACUACAGCCUCUCCCUUCAAACCACCAAGAAACUUAAAAACUUCAGAUCCAACUAUGUCCACAUUCCGCGUGACUUGGGAACCUGCUCCUGGAGAAGUUAAAGGAUAUAAAAUCACUUUUUUUCCACUGGGUGCUGAAGAACAACAGGGGGAAAUGAUAGUUGGUCCAUAUGACAAUACAGUUGUUUUGGAAGAACUCAGGGCCGCAACAUCCUACAAAGUAAAUGUCUUUGGAAUGUUUGACAAAGGAGAAAGUACCCCCUUGAUUGGAGAGGAAAUGACAACUCAAUCAGAUGCCCCUGAAAUUGCUGUUGAUUCUGGCCUGGAGUGCAAAACUAAUGCAGCUGCAGAUAUAGUUUUGCUAGUAGAUGGCUCUUGGAGUAUUGGUCGACCCAAUUUUAGAACUGUGAGAGCCUUCAUCUCUCGACUAGUUGAAGUCUUUGAGAUUGGCCCAGACAGAGUACAGAUUGCUCUUUCUCAGUACAGUGGAGAUCCAAGAACUGAAUGGCAACUAAAUGCGCAUGCAACUAAGAAAUCUCUUAUGGAUGCUGUAGCAAAUCUGCCUUACAAAGGGGGCAACACUCUGACAGGUUUGGCAUUGAAUUUCAUCUUACAAAACAACUUCAGAGCAUCAGCUGGCAUGAGACCCUCGUCACGCAAAAUUGGUGUACUCAUUACUGAUGGAAAGUCACAGGAUGAUAUCGUUGGGCCAUCCAAAAGCCUGAGAGAUGAGGGAAUAGAAUUGUAUGCCAUUGGUAUUAAAAAUGCAGAUGAAAAUGAACUGAAAGAAAUAGCCACCGAUCCUGAUGAGAUCUAUGUCUUCAAUGUCAAUGAUUUCAAUCAGCUAACCAACAUUGUCGAACCCGUCACAACAAAUUUGUGUAAUAGUGUCAAGGGUGGAGGAGAUACAGUGGAACCACCGUCAAAACUGGUGACCUCAGAGCCCACUCCUCGAUCAUUCAGAGUAUCAUGGGUACCUCCAUCUCACAGUGUUGAUAGAUAUAGAGUAGAGUACUAUCCUGUAGCUGGAGGCAGACCUCAACAGGUUAUUGUUAGCAGAAAUGAAAGAUCAACUGUUCUGAUUAAUCUCAAGCCUGAAACUGAAUAUGAAGUUAAAGUAUUUUCAGUGGUGGAAGGAGAAAGCAGUGAGCCAUUGGUUGGCCAGGAGACCACCUUGCCCAUUCCUACCAUUAGAAAUCUGAACACUUAUGACGUUGGAACAACAACAAUGAGAGUCAGAUGGGAAGCAGCUCAAGGGGCUACUGGAUAUCAGUUGUUAUAUGAGCCUGUCAAUGCUACUGUUCCCUCUGUGGAAAAAGAGAUACGUGUUGGCCCAUCAGUCACUGAUGUACGGUUGGAAGAGUUAUUCCCAAACACAUUGUAUACAUUGACCCUUUAUGCGCUUGUUGAUGAACUGACCAGUGACCCACUCACAGCUCAGGAAGUGACAUUGCCAGUUCAAGGUCCUGGAAAUGUCAGGCUUAGAGACAUCACUCAUAGUUCAAUGAAUGUCUUCUGGGAUCCUGCCCCAGGAAAUGUCAGAAAAUAUAUAGUGAGGUACAAAACUGAGGAAGACGAAGAUUUCAAAGAGGUGGAAGUGGAUGGAUCAAGAACUAGUACUCCUUUAACUGACCUUUUCUCACAAACGGAAUAUGAUGUCAGUGUUACUGCAAUCCUGCAAGAUGGAUUAUCAUCUCCUCCACGUGUUACCCGAGGGACCACAGCUCCAGUCCCAACACCCACCAACCUCAGAUUUUCAGAAAUAACUACGAACAGUUUUAGAGGCACCUGGAAUCAUGGUGCCCCGGAUGUGGCAUUGUACAGGAUAAAUUGGGCACCAGUUGGACAGCCAGAAAGAAAGAAAGAGACUAUACUUGAAGGAGAGAAGGACACUUUAGUAUUUGAAGACCUUGAUUCUGAUACACAAUAUGAAGUCUCAGUGACUGCUGUUUACCCUGAUGAAUCUGAAAGUGAAGAUCUUAUUGGAGUUGAGACAACAUUAACAAAAAUUCGUAUAACAACUCCAAUUCCAAGAAACGGUCCCCGUAACCUGCAAGUGUAUAAUGCAACCUCCAGUAGCUUGACUGUUAGAUGGGACCCAGCCAGUGGCAGAGUGCAACGUUACAGAAUAUUUUACCAGCCUGCUGUGGGAGAUAGCUCUGAACAAACGACAACAGUUGGUGGAAGGCAGAGCAGUGUUGUACUGCAGAGACUCCAGCCAGAUACCCCAUACACAAUAACUGUAGCAUCACAGUAUGCCGAAGGGGAAGAAGGAAGAAUUUCAGGAAGAGGAAAGACGAAGCCUUUGAGCACUGUAAGAAAUCUGCGAGUGUAUGACCCAACUACAAGUACUUUAAACGUUCGAUGGGAUGUAGCGGAAGGAAAUGUGCGUCAGUAUAAGGUCUACUAUGUACCUACGGCUGGUGGAACUGAGGAAGUGACAACUGUUCCUGGAAAUACCAUCUAUUCGGUUCUCAGGGGACUUCAGCCAGACACACCCUACACAGUAACUGUGGUCCCUGUUUAUGCUGAAGGAGAUGGAGGUCGCAUAUCUGACACUGGAAGGACAUUGGCACGAGGAAUUGCCAGAAAUCUUCAAGUGUACAACCCCUCAACAAAUUCACUAAAUGUUCGAUGGGAUCCUGCCCCUGGACAGGUUCAGCAAUACAAGGUCAACUAUGCUCCUCUCCUUGGAACUACAGUUUCAGAAUUUGUUGUGGUUCCUGGCAAUACUCACAAUGUGUUACUGGAGCGCCUGAUCCCUGAUACUGAUUACUCUGUGAAUGUGGUGGCCAUGUAUGCUGAUGGAGAAGCCGAGCCGAGCACUGGACAGGGAAAAACAUUACCCCGAAGUGGGCCAAGGAACAUUAGAGUUUUUGGAGAGACAACUAACAGUCUUUCAGUAAGCUGGGAUCAUGCUGACGGUGAAGUCCAACAAUAUAGAAUUAUCUAUGCACCAACUGUUGGCGAUCCUAUUGAUGAAUAUACAACUGUUCCUGGUAGAAGAAACAAUGUGGUCUUACAACCCUUGUUGCCAGACACUCCAUAUAAAAUCACUGUGGUAGCUGUGUAUGCAGAUGGGGAUGGCGGGCAACUGACUGGAAAUGGAAAAACAGCUGGCUUGCUUGCACCAACAAAUCUACAAGUUUCUGAUGAAUGGUACACCAGAUUCCGGGUAUCUUGGGAUAGAGCAACCUCUCCAGUUCUUGGCUAUAAACUUGUAUACCAGCCACAUGAUGCUGACGAAUCUAUGGAAGUAUUUGUUGGUGAUGUGAGCUCAUACACUCUUCAAAAUCUAAAUCCUGGAACUACCUAUGACGUUAAUGUGUAUGCUCAGUAUGAUACCGGGCUAAGUGGACCACUCAGAGGACCUGGAACCACCUUGUACCUGAAUGUGACUGAUCUGACAAGCUACCAAGUGUCAUGGGAUUCAAUGUGUUUUAGGUGGACACCUCACAGAGCUGCAACGUCCUACAGAGUCAAGCUGAAUCCAGUUGAUGGGUCUCGUGGACAGGAAAUAACAGUGCCUUCAUCAGAGUCAUCAAACUGUUUUACUGGUCUGAACCCCGACACCGAAUAUACUGCCACCGUAUAUGUACAGACACAAAAUCUUGAGGGCAGUGUAGUUUCAACCAAAGAACGCACUUUGAUAAAGCCAACAGAAGCCCCAACCGAACCUCCUGCUCCUCCUCCACCUCCCACAAUACCUCCAGCCCGUGAAGUGUGCAAAGGAGCAAAAGCAGAUAUUGUCUUCCUAAUCGACAGUUCCUGGAGUAUUGGGGAUGAUAACUUCAACAAAGUCCGACAGUUCAUUUUUAACACUAUUGGAGCUUUCGAUGUGGUCAAUCCUAGAGGCAUUCAGGUUUCAUUUGUGCAGUUCAGUGAUGAAGCCCAAACUGAAUUCAAGUUAAAUACUUUUGCCGAUAAGGCACAAGCUCUGGGUGCUCUAGCUACCAUCCGAUACAAGGGAGGAAACACAAAAACAGGAAAAGCUUUGAAGUUUGUACGGGAUAAGGUUUUGACUUACGAAAAUGGAAUGAGAAGAUCUGUUCCCAAGGUGCUAGUAGUAGUGACUGAUGGAAGAUCCCAGGAUGAAGUGAAGAAGUCUGCCAUGGAUAUUCAGCACUCUGGAUUUAGCGUAUUCGUGAUUGGAGUGGCUGACGUGGAUUAUAACGAGCUUGCAAAUAUAGCUAGCAAACCAAGCGAACGUCAUGUCUUCAUUGUUGAUGACUUUGAUGCCUUUGAGAAGAUUGAAGAUAAUUUGAUCACCUUUGUUUGUGAAACUGCAACUUCGACUUGCCCGCUCAUAUACCUUGAUGGAUACACAUCCCCUGGCUUCAGAAUGCUAGAGGCAUACAAUCUUACAGAAAAGACUUAUGCGUCAGUCCAAGGUGUCUCCAUGCAAACCGGUUCUCUCAACAGCUUCCCUGCGUAUAAUCUUCAGAAAGAUGCCUUCCUCUCAAUACCUACCACAGAGCUACAUCCUGACGGAUUGCCACCAUCCUACACUAUCAUUCUAUUAUUCCGUGUGCUCCCUGAGACCCCCAGUGAGCCAUUCUCAAUAUGGCAGGUUACAGACAAGGGCUAUAAACCUUUAACUGGAGUGACUCUGGAUGGAUCCAAAAGAACACUCUCAUUCUUCAACAAGGGAGCCACAGGCGAGACUCAGACAGUAACAUUUGAUGGUGAUGAAAUACAGAAGCUCUUUUUUGGAAGCUUUCACAAGGUCCACAUUGUGGUGUCUCCUUCAUAUGUGAGAAUUUAUGUUGACUGUAGUGAAGUGGCAGAGAAACCAAUUAAAGAAGCUGGUAGCAUUUCAACAGAUGGAUAUGAAGUACUCGGGAAGCUCAGGGGUGACAGAAAAUCUGCUCCAUUCCUUCUCCAGAUGUUUGACAUUGUAUGUACUGUGACCUGGACAAGCCGGGAUAGAUGCUGUGAUAUUCCUUCAAUGAGAGAUGAAGCUAAGUGCCCAGCCCUGCCUCAUGCCUGUACUUGUGCACAAGACAGUGUAGGAGCUCCAGGACCAGCCGGCCCAUCUGGUAUGCCUGGUAGCAAAGGUCCCAGAGGUGACAGGGGUGUAAAUGGACCUUCUGGCCCCCCAGGGCAGCGAGGGGAACCAGGCCUACCUGGUCCACAAGGGCCUCCUGGACCUCAAGGACCUCCUGGAAUUUCUAUUCCUGGAGAACCUGGUCGUCAAGGAAUAAAGGGUGAUCAAGGUGACCCUGGAUUGCCAGGAAGAAUUGGAUCUCCUGGUGUAACUGGACCACCUGGAGCUAUAGGACCGACAGGACCAAGGGGUUUCACAGGCAAAGAUGGACCUGCCGGACCUAGAGGUCCACCUGGGCCAGUGGGAGCACCAGGAGCACAAGGAGUACCCGGUCCAAGUGGGAUACCAGGAAAACAGGGAGAUAAUGGUUUACCUGGUCCUCCAGGCCAGAAAGGAGACAGGGGUGACAGGGGAAAUAUAGCUUCCCAGAACAUGAUGAGGUCAGUUGCAAGACAAGUUUGUGAACAGAUGAUCAACAAUCAAAUGAGCAGAUUUAAUCAAAUGCUGAACCAGAUUCCAAAUGAUUAUUAUUCCAACCGCAAUCAGCCAGGACCACCAGGUCCACCAGGUCCUGCAGGCAGCGCUGGACCAAGAGGUGAACCUGGCGCUUCAGGCAGUUCUGGUUUCCCAGGAUCACCUGGUCUUCAAGGACCACCUGGAGAAAGAGGUUUACCAGGAGAAAAGGGAGAGAGAGGCAACCCUGGAAUUGGAUCUCAAGGACCCAGAGGGCUUCUUGGACCUCCAGGACCACCAGGUGACUCCAGGACAGGACCUCCAGGAUCUCCAGGCUCCUCAGGGCCACCAGGACCUCCUGGUCGCCCAGGUAACCAAGGAAUUAGAGGUCCUUCAGGACCACCUGGAUACUGUGACGCAUCACUAUGUGCAAGCAUUCCUUACAACGGGCAAGGAUACCCAGAACCUUAUCAACCAGAAAGUGGACCCAUUGAGCCUGACAAUCAACCAUACGCGGUCCAUAUGCAACCAGAAAGACCAGAUGAGGAGGACUAUGAAAAUCAUGAAUAUGCUGAACAUAGGCGAUGGAGAAGAUCCCUAAGAAAGAAUGUAGUGAAAUCAUAAAUGGUUUUGUAUUUUGUUUACUUGAUCUUGAUCAGCAGAUAAAUGCAAAGUAAGCUGGUUGUAUGUUUCCACAAGUCACUUUGGGGUGCUACAGUCAUGAAAUGCACUUACAUAUAUGCACACAUGCCAUUUCCUGUGAGCGCUGCAUCAAGUAGAUCUUACCAUAUGAACCACAUGCAGUUUCUUGUCUGUUGCUCUCAUAUUUGCCUGUAAUAUAUGUUGUGCUUGCAGUGUCAAUUGCCUUGUCCAAAUGUGUGAAUAAAGAUGAUAAUUUUAUUUCAAUGCUACAUAGUACAAACCUAAACGAGAAACAAACUUCCAAGCAGCUUUGUGUCGGAACAAUGUUGCCUGUACCCUGCAUCUAAAACCAUAUUGCGGCCCUAGUAGCCAUACCAAGUGUCCCAUCAUUCCUUCUCCCAUCCUAAGCCUCGAUUAUACCUUGUGGGGGAUAUAAUGCUUUUAUACUCUGCCUACCUUUAAGCAUCCAGAAAACCUUUUUACAUAGCUAAAUAUACUGUGCCCAUUAGGUUCAGGAUUAUAUUGUAGACACAUUAACAGUUAUAUUUAUGUCAACUUGCAGUCAAUCCUGCAGAAAAUGAAAUUGCAUGUUUGUGCUGUAUAUUUAGUAUGAACCAUUUUCAGAAUAUAAUGUUCUCAAAGUGUCUUAGAUUCUUAGUUCUCAAAGCAGUUUGAAGACUAUGAAAAUAGAUCUGCUAUUUCAGAAUUUUUAACUGCAAAUUGUGAAUUUCACUGCCUUAUAUUUUUAUUUAUUUCUGAAAAAAGAGGCGUUUUUCAAUAAAACUACUGAAAAUAA
Messenger RNA from Bufo gargarizans (Asiatic toad), 10370 nucleotides. RefSeq names its product collagen type XII alpha 1 chain (gene COL12A1). Gene Ontology annotation, molecular function: protein binding. NCBI's taxonomy places the organism in Eukaryota, Metazoa, Chordata, Amphibia, Anura, Bufonidae. Bases 194 to 9556 code for a protein of 3120 amino acids. The transcript has 66 exons. The record is from RefSeq and is a predicted model, not a curated record.